Staurois parvus is the source of this 298-nucleotide messenger RNA. The record is from the annotation of a GenBank genome assembly. NCBI's taxonomy places the organism in Eukaryota, Metazoa, Chordata, Amphibia, Anura, Ranidae.
ACAGUACAGGGGAUGACCAGGACUGCGGACAGUACAGGGGAUGACCAGAGACUGCGGACACAGUACAGGGAUGACCAGAGACUGCGGACACAGUACAGGGAUGACCAGAGACUGCGGACACAGUACAGGGAUGACCAGAGACUGCGGACACGGUACAGGGAUGACCAGAGACUGCGGACAAGGUACAGGGAUGACCAGAGACUGCGGACAAGGUACAGGGAUGACCAGAGACUGCGGACAGUACAGGGAUGACCAGAGACUGCGGACAGUACAGGAGAUGACCAGAGACUGCGGAAAG